Paramuricea clavata is the source of this 735-nucleotide messenger RNA. The record is from the annotation of a GenBank genome assembly. NCBI's taxonomy places the organism in Eukaryota, Metazoa, Cnidaria, Anthozoa, Malacalcyonacea, Plexauridae.
AUGACCUGGACGGACGAACAUAAUGAAGUACUAAUUCGUGAAAUGUUUUUAUUUCAACCAUGGAACUAUAAAAAAGGAUCGCAGCAACGGGGCCAUGCUUGGGAGAUGAUCAGUGAUUCACUAAAUGAUCUAAAUACUCCAAUGUUUGGUGUGACACAAAAAUCUGUUCGAGACCACUAUACUCUACUCCAGAAACAGCAGAAGAGGAGAUUGAGGGAAGAGGAAAAAGCUUCCGGAAUCUCUCCUGAGCCAUCGGAAGUAGAAAUCGCCAUAGAGGAGAUGAUUGAAUUGUUUAGGAGUAGGGAUGAUGAUGAUAAAGUAUUGGAAGAGAAACAAAAAGAAAAUUCUGUUGCAGAGGUAGGAAAGGCAGUAGAAAUGAGGCAACUGUCAAUGGAAACAUUGGCUGAAAGCAGAAAAAGAAAGUCUGAAAGUAAAGAUGGUGAGAAAUCUAAAAGAAGAGUGUCGACUACUGGUAGUGAAACAAUUGCCUAUUUGCAAAAGAAGUCGGAUGUAGAUGCCCAACUUAAGAGGGAGGAAUUGAGGUUGAGACAAAUUGAAGCUGAAGAAAGAAAGCAACAGCAAAAUAGUGUUACUUCACAGCAGGAAGCUCUUACUAAAGCCUUGACUGACAGCAUUGCUGCACAACAAAGGCAACAAGAACAACUCAUGCAUCAAAUGCAACUUCAAAAUACAGCUCUCCUGUCACUGAUGCAGAGCAUUACUAAGAAGGAGUAA